Trypanosoma theileri is the source of this 1545-nucleotide messenger RNA. Its product is annotated as putative short chain dehydrogenase/reductase. The transcript has a single exon. The coding region runs from base 1 to 1545 and encodes 514 amino acids. The record is from RefSeq and is a predicted model, not a curated record. NCBI's taxonomy places the organism in Eukaryota, Euglenozoa, Kinetoplastea, Trypanosomatida, Trypanosomatidae.
AUGCAACGUUCUUCAAGCAUUCGAUUUGUUGGUGGUGGCGCUGCUGCUGCUGCUGCUGUUGUUAUGAUUAGAGCAGCUGCAACUUCAGUCUGUUCAACUACUUCAUCACAUGGCUCUUGCGGUGUGCGUCAUUACUACAAGCCAACAGGGCGUCUCUUGCGCCCCCGCAAACUUUCACAGGCAAAGCAGACACCACUUUACCCAGGUAUGUAUAAGCAGGUGAAAAAAUUUGAUGGUGAGUAUACCUACAAUCACGGAAGCCACACCUUUGCAAUCAUACGUGAAGGAUCUAUCUUUGCUAUUUUGCCUAUUGGUUGUCUCAUUGCAUAUAUCGCCUCUUAUUUCCCUCAAUUUGCGGCUAUUCCUUUAGAAUUCCAGGGUUUAUAUUUCUUAUUUCUUCUUGCUUAUUCCCGCUGGUCUGCGCGUGGUCGGCGGAACCGUGAAGUAAAAGAUUUGACCGAUCGACAUGUAGUGAUAACGGGUGGGACGAGUGGCAUUGGACGUGAAACGGCCGCACAACUGGCCGCAAUGGGAGCCAACGUGACAGUGUUGUCGCGUAAUGGACCACAUGUGGAUACAGCUAUGAAGUAUAUUAGGAAAUUUGCACGAAAUGAGACACAGGAGAUUCAAUUCACCGCAUUAGACCUCGCAGACUUUAUUGCCGUACGAGAUUACUGUAAACGUGCACGACAUAAUAAGAUGAUAAUAGAUAUUCUAGUGAAUAAUGCUGGAUUGAUGGAACCGAAACAAGUAAUGACCCGCUUUGGUGAUGAUGAACAGCUUGCUGUAAAUCUAUUAGGCCCUUUUCUUCUUACAGAAGGGUUAUUACCACUUGUAGCGGAAAGUAAAGGACGUGUGGUGUAUGUUUCCUGUUCUGCACACGUUGCGGUGAAGGGGAAUAUUGUCGCAACUUAUCUUUCUGGUCGCGGGUUGUGGUCACCUCGUGUGCGGGAUAAGUUUGAUGGACUAGAACAGUAUGGAUUCACAAAGCUUGGUUGUAUUUACCACGCACAGAAUCUGGCAGCUCGUUCAUAUGUUCAUAUAUCUCCUUCAUCAUUCCCUUUUAAUUCACCUACACCUGCAGAGGCUGUGAAACAUAUUACUUCUCCCCAUAUUGGUAAUACUAGUACAACUAGUUUCACUAUUCAUAAUAAUAAUAAUAGUCCUAAUAAUAAUAGUGGUAGUAGUAAUAAUAAUAAUAAUAAUAAUAAUAAUAAUAAUAAUAAUAAUAAUUCACCGCAGUAUACCAGCUGUGUCGCAGUUCCUAGUGCUGUCGUGACCAAUCUUUAUCGUCAUGUUCCACUGGCUGCCACAUUCCGCUGGGGACGUUAUUUUUAUCUACUCGUUAUGCGUACACCGUAUGAAGGGAGUCAGGUGGUGGUGAACUGUUGUGUGCGGGAAGAACUUGUGAAUGGUGGAUAUUACCAGAACUGUCGAUAUAGUCCCUCUGGUCUUUCCUCUGCGGCGUGUAAUGUGGAGGAACGCAAUAGUGUGUUGGCCUGGGUGCGAAAGAAGAUGCAACCGUACAUGCGGUGGGAUGUCUAA